Messenger RNA from Rhododendron vialii, 1453 nucleotides. RefSeq names its product lignin-forming anionic peroxidase-like. Lineage: Eukaryota; Viridiplantae; Streptophyta; Magnoliopsida; Ericales; Ericaceae. The record is from RefSeq and is a predicted model, not a curated record. Gene Ontology annotation, biological process: response to oxidative stress; hydrogen peroxide catabolic process. The transcript has 4 exons. The coding region runs from base 235 to 1209 and encodes 324 amino acids. Gene Ontology annotation, molecular function: peroxidase activity; heme binding.
UAGAACUUUAGCUACGCGGUGCAGUGUAGCAGUAAAAUAGUGACCUUGCAAAACCUAUACCUAAAGCCACUUAGUCAAUAUUAUUGCCCUAUAAAUUGAUGCAAUUCGUUACGCUUUCUCAAUCAUCUUCACUGCAUUUUGAUUCCCCUCUUACUCACUUGCAUCUUAUUUCAGAGAGAGAGAGAGAGAGAGAGAGAGAGAGAGAGUUUUGAUAUAUACCAUAGCUAGCUAGCCAUGAAUUCACCAACGAAUGUUUCUCGCACUUUUUAUUCGGCCAUUGCUUCUGCCUUGCUCUUGUUUUCGCUAUUAAUGAGUACGCCUACUAACGCACAAUUAUCUUCUACCUUUUACGACAAUACCUGCCCCAAUGCACUCAACACUAUCCGAACCUCAAUCAGACAAGCCGUAUCACGUGAACGCCGGAUGGCGGCAUCGCUAAUUCGACUCCAUUUCCAUGAUUGCUUUGUUCAGGGUUGUGAUGCAUCAAUCUUACUUAGUGAGGCCGCUAUCUCAACGAGUGAGCAGACUGCAGCGCCUAAUGCAGGUUCUGCAAGAGGUUAUGAAGUCAUAGAUGCCGCCAAGGCUGAGGUGGAGAAAAUAUGCCCACAAAUUGUUUCAUGUGCUGACAUACUUGCAGUAGCUGCACGAGACGCGUCGUUUGCUGUGGGUGGUCCGUCGUGGACAGUAAAACUUGGAAGAAAAGAUUCUACCACAGCCAGCCGUGAUCUAGCAAACUCCGAUCUUCCCUUCUUCCGAAGUAACGUCAACCAGCUUAUUGAAAACUUCGCUAGGAAGGGGCUUAGUGCAAGGGACAUGGUUGCCUUAUCAGGGGCACACACCAUAGGACAGGCACAAUGCUUCACAUUUAGCGACCGGAUAAACAGUAAUGGAAGCGACAUUGAUGCUGGCUUUGCUAGCACACGCAUGCGUGGUUGCAGGAAUGCAAAUUUAGCACCUCUUGAUCUGGUGACGCCCAAUUCGUUCGACAACAACUACUUCAAAAACCUAAUUCAAAAGAAGGGCCUUCUCGAGUCGGACCAAACACUUUUCAGUGGAGGACCAACCGACAGUAUUGUUUCACAAUAUAGCAGCAACCCUGCGACGUUUAAAUCCGAUUUCGCUGCUGCCAUGGUCAGAAUGGGAGAUAUAAUUGAUCCUGUCACCAGUCAAAAUGGGGUCAUAAGGAGGAUUUGCAGUGCUCUAAACUAGAACCAUGCAUAUCUUCCAGCAGUUGGAAAACUCUUUUAUUCCGUUAGGAAUCGGUCAAUUUAUUUCCGUUUAAUUUUGUUAAACCCAUAUAUCCUUGUUGAGUCUUGUUACUAAUGCAAUUAAUUGAAGAUGAAUAGUCAAAUCCUCAAAGUUUCCCCCUUCUUAAUUGUAAUUUAUUUCAUUGUUUUGUAAUGAAUAAAUUUGUUGCAACUGUAUAUGAAUUGAAAGCAAAACAAUAGUCUGC